Messenger RNA from Anneissia japonica, 2590 nucleotides. RefSeq lists its product as uncharacterized. The transcript is spliced from 12 exons. The record is from RefSeq and is a predicted model, not a curated record. Lineage: Eukaryota; Metazoa; Echinodermata; Crinoidea; Comatulida; Comatulidae. Bases 77 to 2590 code for a protein of 837 amino acids.
AGUUACUGAGGGUGUAAUUUACGUAAUGACAUAUUUCAGUGUACUUACCUGUAAAUUGCAGUAAGAAGCUUUUAAAAUGCUAAUCCUGUACUUAUUUCAGCUUGUUGGUAGUUUGAGCGUUGCCGAGUCAGCCAUUUACAACGAUUCGGCAUGUUCAGAUUCGUAUAUGAUUGGCUGGUCCGUCAGUACCACACGUACAUCUAGUGAGAACGGGUCAGUAGUGGUCUUUGAUGCAAUUCCCAGCAUUUGUUUUGGAAAGAUUGUGAGUUGGGAGUUUUCUCCUGCCACCAUCCAUGGAAUGAUCCAACUGCUUGUACUCCGGAGAGCACCAACUAAUGGCACAUUUUUCGUCACUGGAAAACAUAAAAUUAACACUUUCAAAGGCAACGGAUUGAAGCAUCGAGUAAGCUUGGAUUAUACGGAAAGUCUUACAAUCCGCUACGGAGAUUUUAUAGGCUUUUCUUCUGUUAAUAACGACGUGCUGUUUGAAAACAGCGAUGGAGACUCCAAGACAUUAUGUUACACAAACCCCUCUUUUGGUAUUGAUAAGGGAUCGAUCGUGACCUGUUCAGAGACAUUUUUACGAUCUUACUCUAUGGCUGUCCAGAUUCUAACAGUGUCUUCAUUUGGAUGUCAUGAGGACAAUAUUUUUGGACGGGAAAUGAACGUCAAUCCGGGAACGUUCGAUUACGCGACUGAUGAUUUCAUAGAGUGUCGUGAUAUCUGCGCGAGAAAUUCAAAUUCCUAUACUGCAAUUCGUUCUGGUAUUAACGCUUGCUUAUGUGGUAAUCAACUGACUACUAACCAGACAGAUAUGGAUUUCUGUACCGGAAUAUAUUCCACUAUGUCACAUGAUCAGAGUAACCAGAAGUUACAUAACAUCAUCUUCAGUAAUAACAACAUCCUCUCCAACUUUAAUAUCAGUUGCUAUACUGCAAUUCGUUCUGGUAUUAACGCUUGCUUAUGUGGUAAUCAACUGACUACUAACCAGAUAGAUAUGGAUUUCUGUACCGGAAUAUAUUCCACUAUGUCACAUGAUGAGAGUAACCAGAAGUUACAUAACAUCAUCUUCAGUAAUAACAACAUCCUCUCCAACUUUAAUAUCAGUUGGUAUCCUGAGUUAGACACAUACGGUGUAAGUAUAAAAAUGCUUCAAGGCGAUGCACCAUACACUAUAACAGCGAGCGUUGAGCCUUCUCACCAAGUUUCAAGUUAUAGAUUCAACUUCGGAGAUGAACGAACCAUUUUAGGAGAUGUUGGAAUCCAGGAGCAUGUAUUUCUAACACCUGGUAUCCGAUCAACGACAUUUGAAGUGAGUGACAAACUUAACAAAUCUUUAGUAAGCAAACACAUCAUUACAGUCGUGUAUGACGUAUUAGACACAACAAUUGAUUGUGUAGCUACGGUCGGUCGCUACGAUUGUAUGCUAUCGUACAUGGUAGGAAGUGAAAAUGACGUUACCGUUACAUUUUCUGAUGGAAAUGUAACAUAUUUCCAAACAAACACUGAUAUUGUUUCAUAUGGCAGUAAUUACUUGGUCCCGAAAACAAACAGCCAAAGCCACACGGGGAAGGCGUACUACAUCAAAUUGAACGAUCCGAUAAAGGUUGACGGUCGACUAAUGGGGUUUGAGAUAUACAACAAAGUCAAGGGAAGAAUUGUAUUGAAGCUUUAUAGACCUAUUGAUUCAUACGGCUACAGAUUUUGUUUCUCUUCGUAUUCGUACAUCCCUGUUGAAGAUUCAUGUGAAAAACAGCGAAGUGUAUGGAAAAAGAUUUGCUCUGGAUCGUAUAGCUUUCGAAAACGUCAAUGCAUUAAUUCUACAACCAGUGAUGUCUUCUUCACAUCGCCACCAAAAAUUAACCUUAAGUUGGUAAAACAAUUCCCAUUUGACAAUGUUUUGGAAGGACCACAGUAUUUAAAAGUCAUAGAGGAAAUAAGUGUUCAAAAAGGCGAUCUCAUUUGUUAUAAAUAUAUAACAGGUAACGGAGUAAUAGAAGAAGAAAUGACAUCAAAAUUCACGGAAUACAUGACGAAUGACGCAAACUUAAAAUUUAUCGAUGCAAGCAACCUUGUACCAAGCAAUAAACCCAAUCACGUAUUUAGGGCUAUUGUCAACAGGCGAUCACGGGCUCUUAUAUCACACGUAUGCGAUGUGGAUAUAAAUGAUUAUGACUCCCUGUGCUCGUUUAAUGUAUUGAUUGGAGGGAUGAAUAAAAAUGUCUCUAUUAUCCGAGUCAUCGACCCUCCGAUUCAUGACGUACAUAUAUCCAGUAUUAAAAACGGCUCUGACGUGACAACAACUGUAACGAUUGGACAGACUGAGUCAGUUAACUUAACACUUCCGCCAAGUUCAAUUGUACAUAAUGAAUCACUUACGGUUGAUGGGUUGGUGUUGACAAAUGUUAUUGGAUUAAAUGAAGGUCGCUGCCGGAGUAAAUUGGGUCUAGAAUUUCAAAGCAAGUUUUCAGACACACAAUUCGAAACUUCUACAACAGAGCGAAAUUCGUUUCCUUAUUUUGGUCGACUGAACAAUGUAGAUGGCGGCUGGAUUCCAGCAAAUACUGAGAAUCAGUGGAUACAGGUAUAG